Molecule: messenger RNA, 2343 nt
Organism: Lindgomyces ingoldianus
Lineage: Eukaryota; Fungi; Ascomycota; Dothideomycetes; Pleosporales; Lindgomycetaceae
Exons: 1
Coding region: 1-2343 (780 amino acids)
Biological process (GO): proteolysis
Molecular function (GO): serine-type endopeptidase activity; dipeptidyl-peptidase activity
Source: RefSeq, a predicted model, not a curated record
AUGUAUUUGCUCGCUUUGUUCGCAUUAAGCGCCCUGCUGGUUUACGCCAUUGAGCCACCGCGAUUCCCCCACCAACCCCUCGGGAAUGGCACAAAGCUUUUGACCUACAACAUCACUACGGAUAAUCCAGGGCCGCUUAUUCCUUCCACGCGGACCCUGAGCUGGGUCGGCACCGGCCAAGAUGGCGAGUACAUAUACAAGGGUGACGAUGGGUCCCUCGUUUUCGAAAACAUUGUGACCGGCAAUCAGACUACCUUUCUUUCCGCUGACAAGGUGCCCGCCAAUUACAGGGAGUACUGGAUCUCGCCGGACGCGAGCCGCGUUCUUUGGUCUAUCAACUACACCAAGCAAUAUCGCCAUUCGUAUUUUGCGGACUACUUGGUACAAGACGUGGCUUCUGGGGAAGUGCAGUUGCUCGUUUCCAAUUCCACUGGCGAUAUACAAUAUGCAGAAUGGAACCCGGCAUCUUCAUCUCAAGUCGCGUUUGUGCGAGGCAACAAUCUCUUCAUCUGGAACAACGGAGACAUUUCGCAGAUCACGACCAAUGGCGGUCCGGACAUGUUCAACGCCGUCCCGGAUUGGGUGUACGAGGAAGAAAUCUUCAGUGAUCGAUUCGCGCUAUGGCACUCUCCCGAUGGAAAGUAUAUUGCGUUUCUCAGCUUCAAUGAGACAGGCGUCGAGACUUUCCGAGUGCCAUACUACAUGAAUGGCCAAGCUAUUGCUCCAUCCUACCCGCGAGAAUUGGAGCUGCGUUAUCCGAAAGUUGGGAGCAAGAAUCCAACGGUGGCAUUCAGUCUUGUGGAAGUCGAUGCUCUGACAACUACUUCAUUGCCGGUGGGUGCAUGGCCAGAAGACGAUAUCGUAAUUGGCGAAGUUGCGUGGGUGACGGACAAGCACGACAAGGUCAUUUACCGUGCUUUCAACCGAGUGCAGGAUCGUGAAAAACUGGUAUUAGUAGAUGUCGCUUCGUAUUCCUCCUCCGUGGUACGUGAGCGGGAUGGUUCAGACGGGUGGCUUGACAAUAAUCUAGCAAUUACCUACAUUGGAUCGCUUGGAAACUCCUCCGCAAAUGCAAGCACGAACUACUAUCUGGAUAUGUCAGACGAAAGCGGCUGGAAUCACCUUUACCUAUUCCCAGUUUCUGGAGGCGAGAAGAUCGCUCUGACUUAUGGAGAAUGGGAAGUUGUUGCUAUCCUCAAAAUCGAUGCCGAACGCGGGCUAGUCUACUACACAUCCACUGAGCAUCAUAGCACCGAACGGCAUAUUUACUCAGUCUCAUACAAGACAUUGAAGAAGACUGCUCUAGUUAAUGAUAAGGUUCCUGCAGUCUGGACGGCAUCGUUCUCUUCAGGUGGGUCCUUUUACGUGCUUCGGUACGCUGGACCAGAUGUUCCCUAUCAAGAGCUCUAUUCUAUAAAUUCUUCGACCCCUAUUCGCACAAUUGUCUCUAAUGAGGCUCUCUAUAAUACCCUUCAAACCUACAAACUCCCGAAUAUCACCUAUGCUGAGCUUGAGCACCCAUCUGGACACAGACUCAACACUAUGCUGCGCCUCCCACCAAACUUCUCUCCAGAUAAGAAGUACCCUGUCCUCCUAAUUCCUUACGGCGGGCCUGGUGCGCAGGAAGUAUCCAAAUCGUUCGUAUCCCUCAACUGGAAAGCCUAUAUCACGUCAGACCCUGAGCUCGAAUACAUCACCUACACAGUUGACAAUCGCGGCACGGGGUACAAGGGGCGUGCUUUCCGCUCUGCAGUUACUUCUAACCUCGGAGACCUCGAAGCCCAGGACCAAGUCUGGGCCGCGAGGCAACUGGCUCAAAAUCCGUGGGUCGACCGCGAGAAGAUUGGAAUUUGGGGUUGGUCUUAUGGAGGCUACUUAUCUUCGAAGGUUCUCGAGCUCAACGACCCAAUCAUCUCCCUUGGUCUCAUUACGGCUCCUGUAUCCGACUGGCGCUUCUACGACUCCAUGUAUACCGAACGCUACAUGAAGACUCCGACCCUCAACCCGGGGGGCUACAACAAAUCUCGAGUACAUGAUACCACCGGGUUCAAGAACGUAGCUGGUGGCUUUCUCAUUCAGCAUGGGACUGGGGACGAUAAUGUACACUUCCAGAAUUCGGCUGCGUUGGUGGAUUUACUCAUGGGAGACAAGGUCAGCCCGGAGAAGAUGGCCGCGCAAUGGUUCACGGAUAGUGAUCACAGCAUCGUGUAUCAUAACGAUGGUAAAUUCCUCUAUAGACAAUUGAGCAAGAAGCUGUACGAAGAGAAGAACAGGAAGGGACCGAGUGGAGGUGGGCAUCAGUGGAGUCGGCGGUGGGCUUUUGGGAGAAGGUGGACUGUUUAG